Molecule: messenger RNA, 1174 nt
Organism: Belonocnema kinseyi
Lineage: Eukaryota; Metazoa; Arthropoda; Insecta; Hymenoptera; Cynipidae
Product: ubiquitin-conjugating enzyme E2 S
Exons: 5
Coding region: 8-820 (270 amino acids)
Source: RefSeq, a predicted model, not a curated record
AACGCACAUGCUCGUACAGUACGGUGAGGUGACGUGGGUGACGUACAUAUGCUCACACUUGGUCCCGCUUCUCACCUUCGUUAAUGAUAAACUUUUGAUUUUUCUAAGCUAUUUGAGUGUAGCUGAAUUUACUCACACAGAAAUUGGGACUUUCUCAAGAAAAUACUUGAGAAAAAUGGCUGCUGCGUCAUCGAUUUCGAACGUGGAGAACUUGUCUCCGCAAAUUAUCCGAAGAGUGGCUAAAGAGAUGAACGAAUUAGCGAACGAUCCUCCCGAGGGAAUCCGAGUUAUUAUUAACGACCAGGACAUAACGGACAUUCAGGCAGUGAUCGAGGGACCUGCCGAAACUCCAUAUGCCGGCGGCUCUUUUAAAGUAAAAUUGGCUCUGGGUAAAGAUUUUCCUCAAGGACCUCCAAAGGCCUUCUUUCUUACCAAGAUAUUUCACCCGAAUGUCGCAAAAAAUGGUGAAAUCUGUGUGAAUACUUUAAAAAAGGAAUGGAAAUCAGAUCUUGGAAUUAAAUACAUCUUAUUGACUGUAAAGUGUCUAUUAAUCGUACCAAAUGCCGAGUCCGCAUUAAAUGAGGAAGCCGGUAAAUUACUUCUGGAAAGGUAUGAUGAUUACUCCGAACGAGCAAAAAUGAUGACAGAAAUUCAUGCCCAGUGUAGCAGAAAAGGAAGUAGCAAAUCAGGCCACGAGAAUGGUCCCUCGCUCUCCGAAAAUGGCGGACCUCUUCCAAAAAAACACGCAGGUGACAAAAAAUUGUCGGCGGAAAAGAAGAAAAUGCUCAGGGAUAAAAAGAGAACAUUAAAACGAUUAUAAAACCUAACCGAUAAUAGUAUUUUUUCUUUUUUGUCUGUGGAUUGAAUAUCAGUGUGCUAGAAAUGUCGGGACAUUUGACACAUUAUUAUUAACAUCAGAUGUAUAAAAUUUUCAGUAACUUAACAAACUCGACUGAUCUUAUGUGUUAAGCGGUUAGGGAAUUAUUACUUUUGAAUCAGUGAAUAUUUGCCGUAGUUUUAAGUUAAUAUGUAAGUCGUACUCCGUAUAGCUGCAGCUGCAGCACUGUCUCUAUUUAGCGAUUAAAAUCGUGACCCUUGUAUACUAGCUAAUAUUUUUUCAUUCAUGUACAGAAGAGUAUUUGUGGUCUGAUAAAUUAGAUAAUUCUUCAAACUA